GGUCGGUGACGUACUUCCGCUUUGCUGGGCGCGCGGUGGACGGUCUGAAACGCAGAUCGCGGCUUCGCCUGGGGUUUCGCGGCUCCAGAGCUCAGCAUGGCUUCCUCACGAGCCUCCUCCACGGCAACCAAAACUAAGGCACCUGAUGACUUAGUUGCUCCUGUUGUGAAGAAACCACAUAUCUAUUACGGAAGUUUGGAAGAGAAGGAGAGGGAGCGUCUGGCCAAAGGAGAGUCUGGGAUUUUGGGAAAAGAAGGACUUAAAGCUGGAAUUGAAGCAGGAAAUAUUAACAUAACCUCUGGAGAGGUGUUUGAAAUUGAAGAGCACAUCAGUGAACGACAGGCUGAAGUAUUAGCCGAGUUUGAGAGAAGAAAGCGAGCCCGGCAAAUCAAUGUUUCCACUGAUGACUCAGAGGUCAAGGCUUGCCUUAGAGCCUUGGGGGAGCCCAUCACACUCUUUGGAGAGGGUCCGGCUGAAAGAAGAGAAAGGUUAAGAAAUAUCCUCUCAGUGGUUGGUACUGAUGCCCUAAAAAAGACCAAAAAAGAUGAUGAGAAAUCUAAGAAGUCCAAAGAAGAGUAUCAACAAACCUGGUACCAUGAAGGACCAAACAGCCUGAAGGUUGCUAGACUGUGGAUUGCUAAUUAUUCGCUGCCAAGGGCAAUGAAACGCUUAGAAGAGGCCCGUCUCCAUAAAGAGAUUCCAGAGACAACGAGGACCUCCCAGAUGCAAGAGCUGCACAAAUCUCUCCGGUCUUUGAAUAAUUUCUGCAGUCAGAUUGGGGAUGAUCGGCCUAUCUCCUACUGCCACUUUAGUCCUAAUUCCAAAAUGCUGGCCACAGCUUGUUGGAGUGGGCUUUGCAAGCUCUGGUCUGUUCCCGAUUGCAACCUCCUUCACACUCUCCGAGGCCAUAACACAAACGUAGGAGCAAUUGUAUUCCAUCCAAAAUCCACUGUCUCCUUGGACCAGAAAGAUGUCAAUCUGGCGUCUUGUGCUGCUGAUGGUUCUGUGAAGCUUUGGAGCCUUGACAGUGAUGAACCAGUGGCAGAUAUUGAAGGCCAUACAGUACGUGUGGCCCGUGUAAUGUGGCAUCCAUCAGGACGUUUCUUGGGCACCACUUGCUAUGACCGCUCAUGGCGCUUAUGGGAUUUAGAGGCUCAAGAGGAGAUCCUGCAUCAGGAAGGCCACAGCAUGGGCGUGUAUGAUAUCGCCUUCCAUCAGGAUGGCUCUUUGGCUGGCACUGGGGGACUGGAUGCGUUUGGUCGUGUUUGGGACCUGCGUACAGGACGGUGUAUCAUGUUCCUAGAAGGCCACCUGAAGGAAAUCUAUGGAAUAAAUUUCUCCCCCAAUGGCUACCACAUUGCAACCGGCAGCGGUGACAACACCUGCAAAGUGUGGGACCUCCGGCAGCGGCGCUGUGUCUAUACCAUCCCCGCCCAUCAGAACUUAGUGACCGGUGUCAAGUUUGAGCCUAUCCAUGGGAAUUUCUUGCUCACUGGUGCUUACGACAACACAGCCAAGAUCUGGACACACCCAGGCUGGUCCCCACUGAAGACUCUGGCUGGCCAUGAAGGCAAAGUGAUGGGCCUAGACAUUUCUUCCGAUGGGCAGCUCAUAGCCACUUGCUCUUACGACAGGACCUUCAAGCUCUGGAUGGCUGAAUAGGCAGGACCGAGGAAAAAGGACUCUAACCUCAAGCUCUCCCUUAAGAACCAUUUUCAAAAGAAAGGGAUUGAUAUUUUUUGUCCUAUCACGUUUUUUGCCAGUUAUCGUGUGUAGACCCUCUAAAGAAUUGGAUCU
Molecule: messenger RNA, 1797 nt
Organism: Lynx canadensis (Canada lynx)
Lineage: Eukaryota; Metazoa; Chordata; Mammalia; Carnivora; Felidae
Gene: PRPF4
Product: pre-mRNA processing factor 4
Exons: 14
Coding region: 97-1662 (521 amino acids)
Biological process (GO): mRNA splicing, via spliceosome
Cellular component (GO): U4/U6 x U5 tri-snRNP complex
Molecular function (GO): U4 snRNA binding; protein binding; U6 snRNA binding
Source: RefSeq, a predicted model, not a curated record